Frankliniella occidentalis (western flower thrips) is the source of this 1702-nucleotide messenger RNA. RefSeq lists its product as uncharacterized. The annotation marks the transcript as partial. The transcript has 2 exons. Lineage: Eukaryota; Metazoa; Arthropoda; Insecta; Thysanoptera; Thripidae. The record is from RefSeq and is a predicted model, not a curated record.
GACGACCCGGCCGUGACCGAGAUAACAGCCACCGCCGCCCCUGCCCCAGUGCCGAGGGGCCGAUCUCUCGUGGGCUUCGACGAGCCCUCGCUCUCCUCCAAGACGCCCGUGCUCGUCUUCGCCGAGUCCAUGACUACCAGCUCGCCAGGAACGUCCUCGACGGCAAGGUGGAUGACGACCCUGGACCCCGUUCUCGACCCGACGACCGUAGACGUAUUCCAGACGACGCGAAUGUCUGACGGUGAGGACGUGAUCCCAAAAGGAAGAACGACCACGAAGAGAGCUUCGGAGACGACAACGGCGGCUGCAACUACAACAACUGAAGCAACUUUGACAACAGCCAAGUCAUUUGCAACCACAACUACUGGUCAGGUAGUCACGGUCACCAGUCCAAAACCGACUACGAGCACUACUACAACCACCUCAGCUCCGCCGUCUACUACCACCACUACUUCAACAACUACAGCUGGGCCGUCUUCUACCACUACAACAACGACAGCUCUGCCGUCCACUUCCACUUCGAGGCGGCCUGCCACCACGACAGUAAAGCUGCCUAUCACAACGACCGACAAGCCCACUGCUCCGUCCACUUCUACCACAACUACCACCGAGCGAUCAACUACCAUCUCCACCUCAACAACUGUCACUGAACCUCCCCCAUCUACAACAAUUUCCUCCACAUCCACUCCGUCAUCAACAACAACAACCACCACCACUCAGCGACCUCUGAGUCAGGUGACUACGAAGCCACCAUCAACACCGAGCUCCUCCAGCCGGUCUGGGAAGCAGCUUUCGCCGCCUACAACCGCGUUGCCCAGGACGACUCCGCGGCGAGGGACGACCACGACGAGGAAGUCGGCGACCACGAAGCGCACGACUCCCUUCACCAGUACGACGAGCACCACCACAACUGUAACCAGCCCCUCCACGCCUCCGACCAGCAGUGUAGUGAUGGCCGACGUCUCUGAAGAAAUGACGACGUACAGGACAACACACGUGCAAAAGGUCACCAAGGAAAUACCUAUGCUGCCUGAGGACUUCUCUUUCCUGAAUAAUUUGGUUAGUAGUGAUUGCCGCUGAAAUACGCCACUGCUGCAGAGGUACAGUAAUUUGUAUUUGUUUUCUACCUUCCCACCUGGAGGUAAAAGAAUGCCAUUCAUGUGGUUUGCAUGUCCCGUAGCCAUCCACCAUCCCUUCCACAUUCUAUCCCACAUUUAACCCUAUUCAUAACCCAUUGAUCGUUUUGUUUUUUCAUUCGUGCUCGAGCACUUGGCGUCAGCCCGGCCACGUGGGGGUGGCGGGCGCCGCGCCGGGCUGUCUGUCGUCCGUACAAAUGAGCGUGCAUGCCUUGCAUGGUGUGGGGGAUUCAAAUUUUUUGUUACAGGGUUAGACAGCCCAGUGUGUGUGAGAAGAAAGUGAAUGGAGAUGAGUAUAUAUAGUGUUGGAAAAGUUUCCAACAAAUUCUUGCGGUCCCCUUACGAAGAACUUUCCCCGAGGUGUUUUUCCCCGCCGAAACGAUCGUCCGCUUUUAGAUACGCCCCUUCGUGUAAAACCACCUGUAAUUUUGACUCUACCCACCGGGAACGCCGUAACAAGUGCAGAGUUCUGAAGUGCUUAGGCUACGCCAACCAAAGCGCCUGCCACGCACUGGGUAGGCCGACCCGCCAAGCAGCUGUGUGGAGCUGGUGGCCCGCCCUGGGUG